AUGAUUAUGGCAUUGAGGUCCCAGCACACGAUCGGUUUUUUGCUCGGGCCAGGCUGCGCAAAAAAAACGCGCGAACUGUUGUGCUGUUUAACUGUCAUACACAUCACGAUCAGAUCAUGGAUAUAUAUCCAUAGAUCAGAUUCGGCUUUCAGCUCACCUCAGGAAAGGGGGUGCACCGGCCUCCUUUUGGCUCCCCUAAAUCCGUCAAUAGAAAAAGAUCUAUUAAGAAAGCUUGGUAAACGAGCACUUCGCUUGCAGAAAGUCGCAGAAAGACCUAGAUGGGUCUUGAGAUCCGCUCUGAACUUCGCAAGUGAUGGAAAAGUAGUCAGAGAAGUAGCCAGUGCAAGAGAACAAAAUAUGGAGAUAUAUAAGAAAAGAAAGGGGCACGAGAAACUAGUCGAGCAGCAGAGUUAA
Molecule: messenger RNA, 414 nt
Organism: Helobdella robusta
Lineage: Eukaryota; Metazoa; Annelida; Clitellata; Rhynchobdellida; Glossiphoniidae
Exons: 5
Coding region: 1-414 (137 amino acids)
Source: RefSeq, a predicted model, not a curated record